UGGCGCGAGAUCCAAACGGUGGCGGCUGCGGCGGCGGUUCCGGUCGCUUUCUGAGGCGUCGCGAGCCGGGUCCGGUCUCUCGCUGUUCUCGUCUCCUCGGCAGCCAUGAGUCGGAGGGGCGCCGAGGAGGAGGCCUGCGGCGUGUGGCUGGACGCGGCGGCGCUGAAGAGGCGGAGAGUGCAGACACAUUUAAUCAAACCAGGCACCAAAAUGCUAACACUCUUUCCUGGAGAAAGAAAGGCUAAUCUUUCUUUUACUCAAAGAAGAACUCCACCUACAAGUGUUCAACAGAGAAGCAUAGCUUCCUUCUUCACCCUGCAGCCAGGAAAGACAAAUGGUGAUGACCAGAGGAGUGUUUCAUCUCAUAGAGAAAGUCAGAUCAACAAGGAGUCUAAGAAAGAUGCAGCCCAGCUAGACCAUUUGAUCCAAGGCUUAGAGGAUGGUCGCACGGCACCUCCUUUAGCCACUUCAACCCCUGCAGACAUCCAGGAAUCUGGACUUUCUCCUCAGUCCCUCCAGACUUCUGGCCACCACAGAAUGGGAACCCCAUUUUUGUCUGUAUUAUCUUUGCUCCAGCCUGAUAGCCUAGAUUGUGCUGGAGAGAGUAAUGCCUCACUGGCUUUUUCCUUCACCCAGGACUUAGAAAGUUCUUGUUUGCUGGACCAAAAGGAGGGAGAGAGGGAUUCUGCCAGGAAAAGGGAAUGGCCUCAUGGAUCUAAAAAUAAGUAUCAGAGCAUGGAGAAACACAUCAAACCACCUAGGGACAAAUGCUGUCAGCCCUUGGACAAGACUAAGUUGGAAAGGAAGGAGUCUGCCAAAGAAAAGCGACAGGCCCCUGUCCUUCAAACUUACAGGGAAUCCUGGAAUGGAAAAAACACAGAAUCAGUGAAACAAAACCCUUGUCCAGUGAAACAAAAACCUUCUGUGUUUUCCUGGGAUGGUGAAAAGGACAAGGACUCCUGGAGUCAGCUUUUCACUGAAGAUACUCAAGGCCAACGAGUCAUUGCCCACAGCCCUAGAACUCCUUUCCAAGAGGUAACCAAUAACUGGAAUCGGGGCUUAGGGCAGUUUCCUAACAGCCCUUGGCCUCAGUAUCAGCAUGGGCCGACACAGUUAAAUCUGCAGUCUGAUUCCCUCUUUACCCAGGACUCUGAAGGUAACCAAGUUAUCAGGCACCAAUUCUAAAUGUUUUAAUGAGUUGUUAAAAGUACCUUGAAAUGGGAGAUAUGAAGGGAAUUAUCUUAUAGUUGGGGAUGGGGGGGGUAGUAGAGAAAGUUUAUUUAGGUGGGAAAGAGGGAUGGGAUGAAGCUGUUAUUGAGCAUUUUGUCUGUGUAAAUAAAGCAGGUGGUGCCAUUGUCAAGACAGUGUGAUUGGCAUGAUGGCUUUUCCUUAAGAAGGUGACUAGUAAAUUCCCCAAAGGAGUCUGAUGAGCGCUGAGAAGGUAGGGUGGGUAUUUA
Molecule: messenger RNA, 1457 nt
Organism: Microcebus murinus (gray mouse lemur)
Lineage: Eukaryota; Metazoa; Chordata; Mammalia; Primates; Cheirogaleidae
Gene: AUNIP
Product: aurora kinase A and ninein interacting protein
Biological process (GO): spindle organization
Cellular component (GO): centrosome; spindle pole
Source: RefSeq, a predicted model, not a curated record